This is a messenger RNA of Ipomoea nil (Japanese morning glory), 1340 nucleotides long. RefSeq names its product putative late blight resistance protein homolog R1A-10. NCBI's taxonomy places the organism in Eukaryota, Viridiplantae, Streptophyta, Magnoliopsida, Solanales, Convolvulaceae. The record is from RefSeq and is a predicted model, not a curated record. Gene Ontology annotation, molecular function: alpha-tubulin binding. Bases 1 to 1050 code for a protein of 349 amino acids. Gene Ontology annotation, biological process: protein folding. The transcript has 5 exons.
AUGAAAAGCUUAAGAAGAUGGAACUGCUUUGAAAUGCUUUUCUUAGAUAGAGAGAGUGAGUUAACCAGCACCUUCUUCAAUGAUAAUGCUGAUGAAAUAUAUGUAUCUUUCAAGUUGCUAAGAGUUUUGGCUUUUGUUCCAUCUUCAUUUCUUCAAAGAGUGCCAUCACGCGUACAGGAUUUAGGUUUUUUGAGAUACCUAUCUGUUACAGAAUGGUUUGAGGGUCUUGAUUAUGUAGUGUCAACCAAUCAAAACUUGCAGACACUUGUUGUUUCUCGUAAAGAAUCCCAAUUUGGAGCACCUACUCUCCACUUGCCUUGCACAAUUUGGGAGUUACCGCAGUUACGACAUCUUAAGCUUGACAAAUCUUAUGUGAUUGACCCUCCAAGCAUGGUUAAAGAUAAUAUGCGGACAUUAUCUUGGGUGUGUUCACCUCAUUGUAGAGCAGGAGUAUAUUGCAAGUUUCCAAACAUUGAAAAAUUUAAAGUUUCUGUAUUUAGCAGCAAUAAUCCUAUUGUUUUGGAUAAUCUUGAAUAUUUGGAAUGUCUUGAGAGACUAUCAAUCUCAGUUGCAUUUGGUUGCGUUGUAACCCUUCCAAAGCCAUCUAUGUUUCCUUCACAACUAAAGAAGUUGAGGUUGAACGGUACUAACCUUUCAGGGAGCGAUUUAAAGGCAAUUGAAAUGUUGCCUCAGUUUAAGGUUCUCAAAUUGGAAAAUGCCUUUCAUGGAAAAGUAUGGAUAGUACAAGGAUUUUCUCGAUUAGAAUUCUUACUUCUUGAAAAUAAAAUGCUCGAGCAAUGGAUGGUCGCCGGUUUUGAAUCCUUCUCAUGUCUUGAGCACUUAGUCUUAAGAUCUUGUUAUUGUUUGGAAAAAAUCCCUGAAGAUAUGAAAGAUAUUUCGAUGUUGAAGUCAAUUGAGUUGCAGCGGUGUUGUCCGUCCGUUAUCACUUCUGCAAAGCGUAUUCAAGAAUAUCAACGCCAUGACUAUGGAACCGUAUUUUUUGAGAUCAAAAUCAUUGGAGAAGAAUCUAUACCUUCAGAUGAUGAAUGACAAGCUAAGGGGAUAUCUGGGAAGAUCGAAUAUCUAAAGUUGAAUAAUCAAAUGCAAAGAAGAGCGGAAGAUGCCUAUUACUAUGAAACUAAUAUAAUCCAGAUUUGGAACAUGUUGUACACAUAUGAGAGUCGAUUCUCGUUGCUUAGAUAAUUGUGUACUAACUGUCUCAAACUGUUGGGCUGGUGAAUGGUACUUUUGAGUUGUGAUUAUAUAUUUUCUUGCACUUUGUGGAUAUUGUAUUUUUUGGGUGUGAAAAUAUUUUCAGUAUUUGUCUAAGAGUUUUGUAA